UUUUCCGGGUUGGUGGGGGACUUGUGACGAGGCGUAUAGGCCAAAAGGGUCUAUUCAACGUGGAAUCGGUAUUCGAUCAUUAGAAAGAACCUUCCUGUGUCAUCUCCCUCAAACCAUUUUGGUGUCACCACCGACCCGUCUCCCUCCCUCUGGCGCGAGUCACGCACACCCAAACCCAUUCUCUCUGCAAGGCUAGGAGAGGAAAAACAUUUUGUAUUCUAUAGAUCAUUGGGGAAACGAACAAGCUUCCGUGUUCUCUCUCUCAUUCUGGGCAGAGGACGUCAGGAGAGAGGUUCUUUUUAGGGCACUGUCUGUGUGCUCUGAUUUUUUUCUGUGAGCUCCGGUUGCGAUUACGUCAUUAACUUCUGUUUUAAUUGAGCGUAACGGUGAAUGAUGAUUGUGCUCACGUUAUAUGGGUAGAUAUUGGGUGAUACAUUUUGAUCGGUUGAUGACCGGUUCUAUUUUUUUUUUUCCCUUUGUAGUUUUUGUAAGUUUAAUUUUUAGCCAGAUAUUCUGGUACGCAGCCAAUGGCUAGCCGUAGUCUGAUAGAUUUGAAUGAACUGUUUAAAUUGUCAUGGGCUUGUGUGAGAGAAUGGCGAUGGUAGAUGAAGCCGCAGGCGAGUCUGUUAUCAUGCAGCAUUGUUCGGAGUUUUCAUUGCAAUCUGUUCCCGUGGAGCGGUCCUGUUCAAAAGUAGGCUGCUCUGUGUUGGACUCUAACAUUGAGCUUUCCAAUAUUCUGGAUGGUUGUAAAUAUUUCUCUGCUAAUGAAGAAUCUGGUUCGGCAUGCUGUGUUGAUGUUACUGACAUGCCCAGCAAUGCUAGAGCAAGUAAAUAUGAAAAUGCUGAUAUGUUGCUAGUGAAGAAAACCUCGGACAAUGAUUGUCAUAACUGUUGCAGCACAUUUUGUGGGCAAUGUGAAGUUUCUAACUUGGAAAGUGGUAGCUUAUGCUCAGAAGAAAAAACUCACAAUCAUGAUGACUAUCAACUUCCAUCAGAGUUUAAAUCUGUAAAUGGUUUGCUAAAGGAUAUGAAGAGCAGCACAAUCCUUUCUACAGGGGACACAAUAGUGGCUGCGGAAGAAAAAAACAAUGAUGUUGGUUUGCUCACUGACGCUGGCAAUUAUAUAUUUGAUUUCAUUCAUUCUGAAUUUUCCAUGGAAUCAGAACCUAUAACUGGCUGUCUAGUUAAUUUUGACGAAAAGAGUGAGCAGGAGGACAUUCUGAGAAAUACAGAUCCCUUGGAGGUUGUAGACAACUGCAAUACUUUAUGUGGGGUGAAAGAAACUUCCUGCAGGCAGAUAUCUCCUGCACAGGGUAGUGAGGUGCCUUCAGAGGCAUUAUAUACAGAUGCUUUAUGUGGGAUGGAAGUGGUUGUUUGCAACCAAACAUCUUCAAAGGACAAUUUGCCAGAAACUUCUACCUAUCGUACCUUUUCUUCUGAAUCAGGUCUGCCCUCCUUUGUUUCUUUAAAUGAUAACCCUUCAAAGGAUGUGCCUGAUCUCCUGCUCAAGGACAAUAGCUGUGAUAUCAGUUACAAUAGCAAUGCGUGCAAUUCUGGACAGAAUGAUAAUGGAGGAAAACAAAUUUUCAGAAUUGAUCGUGUCACUGGAAGCAAAUGUUCAGACAUUGUGUUAUUGCCUCAUCGAAGGAACAGUCAACGAAACAAAUCUGUUUGCAAGCAACAGACUGGAAGGGCUCCAAAAAAAUGCAAUAAGCAAGCCAAUGUGCCUCAACAGGAGUGGGGUGUGAAGACAAUAUCAAAGGCCACUAGAAAGAAAAGAAGCUGUUUCUCCAGAGCUGCUCGCUCUUCUAAGUGGGGAUUGCUAGGGAACAUUAAACAGGCUGUUGGAAUGGAUAGAGAGUUAAACAUAAAUAAAGUUAUCUUUGAAGGAUUGAGGAAGGAUAGGGGCAACUAUCAAAGUGGAAAAACAAAUAAAGAUAGUGCAAAUUCUAGCAUAUUGAAUUCAAUGCCUGGUGCUUCAACUACUCGUAUGCGUUUGAAGAUCAAAGUGGGGAAAGGGUUUAACUUGUAUUACCCGAACUUCUUGGUCCCGCAAGCCGUUGAUGGUUUGGCUUCUAUUUCCAACUUGGGACCUAGUUCAAGCUGUCAAAAUUUAGUUAGUGAUACUGGAGACAAAUUAUUUGAUGAGGUGGUUGUAGGAAAGUUUGAAUCUGAUAAAAAUAACCUUUACAAGCAUGCUGUUGUUUUGAAUGGGCAAGUUGCCAAUAACAAGUUGGAAAGUGCUGCAUUAAUGGAGAAGUCAGAUGCCAAUGCAGAGGAGCCUUGUCUUCUGGCUCCUUCAAAGAAGUUGGUUGAUGCAUUGGUAGAGCCUGUUAAUAUUGAGCGUAUGGAUCCUGGAACUGGAUCUUCACCUGAUUCAGAAGUGAUUGAUUCAAUUCCUGAUUUCCAGGUGGGAGAAAGACAUCAAAAAUAUCUGAAUAAUACUGAUUUUGGUUCUUCUACGGAGUUUAAUUUUGCUGUUCAUGAUACUGCUAGCAAGGGAAGGAAGAAGAAAGAUAAAGUUGCUUGUUCAUGUAAUAGUAGUGUAAGAGACGUAUCACCAGGUUUCCCAAGGAAAAAUAAAGCAAAGUACUCAAAGAAUCUUGAAAGUAAGAAGAGCUGCACUGAUGUGGUUAGCUCUGUGGAGUUGCCUAGUUCCAUUGAUAUGCAUACAUUAAGCAUAAGCAGUUUUGUAGGCUAUGGAGAAGUUCAUACAAAACCAUUGCACCUCUACGGAGAUAUUGGACUUAGAGAUCCAACUGAUGCUUUGGAAGUCAAAAGUAGAGUGGAGGUUAAGACACAGUGCUGCUUAGAUAUUAACAAUGAAAAUUCAGACUCCCCUGAUACUGAGAAAUUUCUUCCAUCUGAGAGACAUUUGGGUUGUAAAAUUCCCAAAAGUCUUAAAUCUAACAAUGUUAGCCAGACCAAGUCUAAAGCUUCUGAGUCAAAUAGCAGGAAAAAGACUGCUUUCAGACAUGGGGAGAAACAGGGGAGAUCUUUCACCAAGCAUGGUGUUAAAGGAAAGAGUGUAUCUGAUAAAGUUAUAUGCGAAUACCUACAUGAAGAAAAUGACAUUGAAGACAAACGAAAGUUGGAUUUUGGUGGAAAAAUUAAUGCUGAUGGCAGCAAAGUACCAGCCAGUGUGUAUAAUCUUGACAUGGUACCUGGUGUUGGUUUGAGGAAGCAGCAUCCAUCACCACAAAAUGCAUGGGUGCGUUGUGAUGAUUGCCACAAGUGGCGGUGUAUUCCAGCUUCACUUGCAGACCUAAUUGAAGAAACAAACUGUGCCUGGACAUGCAAAGACAGCGAUGAUAAAGCUUAUGCUGAUUGCUCUAUCGCACAGGAAAAGUCAAACUCAGAGAUCAAUGCAGAGUUAGGAUUAUCAGAUGCAUCUGACGAAGAUGAUAAUGAAGAUUGCAAAAACUAUAAGGAGCUAGAACAUCGACGUCCAAUGUUUUCUCAGGAAUCAACUUUUACUCAUAUUUCUGCCAAUGAGUUUCUCCAUCGUAGCCACAAAACUCACACUAUAGAUGAGAUAAUGAUUUGCCAUUGCAAACCACCUCCAAAAGGUCAGUUGGGAUGUGGAGAUGAAUGUUUAAAUCGGAUGCUUAACAUUGAAUGUGUUCAAGGGGCCUGCUCAUGUGGGGACCUCUGUUCAAAUCAGCAGUUCCAGAAACGCAAUUAUGCCAAACUGAAGUGGUUUAAAUGUGGGAAAAAGGGCUAUGGGCUGAAGGCGAUUGAGGGCAUAUCUGAAGGGCAAUUCCUUGUUGAGUAUGUUGGCGAGGUGCUUGAUAUGCAUGCCUAUGAGGCACAACAAAGAGAAUAUGCUUUGAAGGGUCAUAGACAUUUCUACUUCAUGGCCUUGAAUGGCAGUGAGGUGAUUGAUGCAAGUAAAAAAGGAAAUCUGGGGCGUUUCAUUAAUCAUAGUUGUGAUCCUAAUUGUCGUACAGAAAAGUGGAUGGUGAAUGGAGAAAUCUGUAUUGGACUGUUUGCAUUGAGAGAUAUUAAGCAGGAUGAAGAGGUUACAUUUGACUACAACUAUGUCAGGGUUUUUGGUGCUGCUGCAAAAAAAUGUUAUUGUGGUUCACCUCAUUGUCGAGGUUAUAUAGGUGGUGAUCCACUCAAUGCUGAAAUCGUUGUUCAAGAUGAUUCAGAUGAGGAAUUUCCAGAACCUGUGAUGCUUACUGAAGGUGAUAAUAUUGAAGAUGGGCUAGGUGGUUGCCUGGAGAAUUCUCUAAACCCUGCCUCUGCUAGCUCUCAGCUGCACAGCUCGAUAGAAGUGGACAAUUCAAAGGGCAAUUUAUCAUCUUCCAUUCAAGUGAAAGUACCUUCCCAGCAAAUGGAGGAUGUAACUAGCAAACCUAUGCCUGUUUUGCAACAAGGAUAUGCAGUAGAACUAGAGCAUUCUGACAAAUCUUUGAUUGCAAAUAUGGAGACUUCUUCCUCUUCAUUUUUUAGCAAAUCCAAGUAUGAAGUAAUUGAAGACAAACGUGGUCUUUUAGAAUCUCAUCUGCUUGUGAAGGCUUCCCAAAUAGCUGGCUCUAUUAAGAAGGGGAAGGCAUGUGCUAACCCUUCAAAUAAUCUCAAAGUUGGGGUGACCAAAAGAUUGCAGGUUCCAUCCAUCCAACAUAAAAAAGCAGUGGAAGGUUCUUCCAAUGGUCGUUUUGAAGCAGUUGAGGAGAAGCUUAAAGAGUUGCUAGAUGCAAAUGGAGGAAUUGGUAAAAGUAAAGAUGCCACCAAAGGCUACUUGAAGCUUCUACUUCUUACUGUGGCAUCAGGUGAUAGGAGUAAUGGUGAAGCCAUUCAAAGCUGCAGCAACCGAGACCUUUCCAUGAUUCUUGGUGCCCUUUUGGAAACUAGAUCAAGAUCAGUGCUGAAUGAUAUAGUUAAUAAAAAUGGUUUACGCAUGCUACACAACAUAAUGAAGCAAUACAGGUGGGACUUUAAAAAAAUUCCAAUUCUGCGAAAGCUUCUUAAGGUCUUAGAGCGCCUAGCAGAAAGAAAUAUUUUGACAUCUGAGCAUGUUAAUGGUGGUCCCCCUUGCUGUGGAAUGGAAAGCUUUAGGGAGUCAAUGCUGUCCUUAACGGAACAUGAAGACAAAGAGGUCCAUCAAAUUGCUCGAAGCUUUCGAGACAGAUGGAUUCCCAGAUCUGUCAGAAAACGUGGCUUUAUAAACAGGGAUGACUGGGGGGUGAAAUCUUAUAGGAGUUUCAGACACAACAGAUUUUCAGCAUCACUGAACUAUACAUGUGAACAGAGUUUUAGACCUACUGAAGCAAUAGAUUGUGCCCAGCUGCCAUUGGUUGAAACAAGUUCAGUCAAUGCUGUUGCCCAGGAGGGCUGCACUGCACCAUCUCUGAAUGGGUGUGAAAUCAGCAGGCCAAUGAGACGUAAACGUAAAAGCCGAUGGGAUCAACCUGCGGAGACAAAUUCAGUUGUAGUAUCUUCUGAGCACAAGAAAGGAGAAGUUGUCUCUGGGCAGCCAAAGCAAGCUGACGUGAUUAUUAACGCUGUUGAUGUUGAGCAGAAUAUUUCUAAAGAUGUUCCACCUGGGUUUUCAUGUUCAGUUCGGCCUUUGGGUUCUUUGAACGCCUCACGAAACUCUUGUGAUCUUCCCUUGCAACAGGCAGGCCAUUCUGGUUCUGGAUGUUCCUCUGAUGCAGUUAUAGGUUGUCCAAGGGAAAAAUUUAAUCCUUGCUUGCCUGUCUCGUAUGGAGUUCCAUGGCCUGUUAUCCAACAAUAUGGAACACCUCACGCAGACAUCGAAGGCAGUUGGAUCACUGCUCCAGGCAUGCCUUUCUAUCCGUUCCCUCCACUGCCCCCAUAUCGACGCCAGAGUGAUUGUCAAUCUUCCAAGUCUACUGAUGCUAUGAAAAUAGAUCAGCCUGCAGAAAUUGUGAAGCGAUUCUAGCGGUCUAGCUAGUUGUUACUCGGAUGAUAUGUCUCCCAGCACAACUGGUCUUAAUGCUAAAUACCUUUCAUAUGAGGAUGAUAACCACAUUUCUACACCAAUGAAGGGUUUCCCUAAUGAUUUGGAAAGGAGUUACUUUAGGAAACAAAAAUGGAAUAAAUAAGAUAUACAUCGACCAUGGUCCAGGAGGAAACUCUAGGGAUAUAAGAGCAACUCUAGGAGUGUUUUGGAUAAUAUAGGUGUAGUAGAUGUACCAGAGGAUGCAAUUUGUAGAGCAGCGGGAGAUGACAAUAAUAAUGGCAUUUACAGCAACUCAUCCCACGUUAUUUACAGGGAUCCCCCCCCCCCAAAAAAAAAAAAAUUCACUCAUUAUUGUCUAUUCAGUUAUUCCUGAAUAUAGGUAUAGAUUCAAUGAAAAACACUUUCAAUUCCAGAACUGUUUCCUUCACUGUUAAAGCUCGACGCCCUUUGUUGGGGCCUGAUGUCGUAUUGUUAUGAUUGUUGAUCAGUCCAGACCUGAGAGCGAGGGAGUGAUUUUCUAUCCUGAAGUGGUAAAUUGUAGUUUUACCACUUUAUUUUGAUAUGUUUAUUUAAAUAAAAAUAGAAAAAAAUUAAAACACUUCAA
Molecule: messenger RNA, 6536 nt
Organism: Prosopis cineraria
Lineage: Eukaryota; Viridiplantae; Streptophyta; Magnoliopsida; Fabales; Fabaceae
Product: histone-lysine N-methyltransferase ASHH2-like
Exons: 19
Coding region: 575-5911 (1778 amino acids)
Biological process (GO): regulation of DNA-templated transcription
Cellular component (GO): chromatin; nucleus
Molecular function (GO): zinc ion binding; histone H3K36 methyltransferase activity; protein binding
Source: RefSeq, a predicted model, not a curated record